AUGUUUCUCACCGAGGCUGAAGCAGCUGUUGAUACCGUCCUCGACCUUCUCGGAGGUGAGCAAUUGCACGAUGUUGAUGUCCAGGUUGGCGACUAUAUCAUGGUGGUCGAUUGUGGGGGCUUGACCAUCGACACGAUCUGCGGCGUCAUGACUUCUGGAGAAAACAUGCUUGGUUUCAAGCCCAUCACAACUCCUUCCAGCGAACUUUGUGGGGCCAGUGUCAUGACAGAUAUUUUUGUCAACAUGCUGCAAGAUAAGGUUAAGUCAAUACUCAAUGGUUCGGUCAGCUUUGACGAGCAUUACUGUGACAAACUAGCCCGCAACUGGGAGACCAAUGUUAUGCGAAGAUUCCGCCGCGGUGUAUCGAAGACGUGGACGUUUCCUCUGCCGGAGGACUCGCUCGAAGCUGGCACUUCAAGGGCGACUUAUGCUCGCUGGCGACAAAACCAGGGACUCCAGCUCUUCAGCCAGGAGGUUGCUUCCAUUCUGGACUUUGCCGUCAACGGUAUAGCAGGCGCAGUACAAACUCAGGCCGAGGACAUGUUUCGUCGUACAAAGAAACGGCCAAAGUAUGUCUUUGUAACAGGAGGUUUUAGUCUUAAUGAAUACGUGCGAGCCCAGCUUCAAGAGAGCCUCGAGGUCGUCAUUUUACCUAAGAAUAUAGCAUGGACGGCUGUGGCGAGGGGUGCUGCUAUCCGUGGCCAGAAAGUGGCUCAGUCUCUUGCCUCCCUCGAGACAUAUAUCGCCCCAGAGACCUACAUCAUUGAGGCUGGCGGCUAUAGUGCUACAAUUCUCUCCAAGGGGGAAUACAUGAUGCACGGCAGCUUGAAGCGAGUCCAAAUUCCUUGGAUGGGCAUCAUGGCUGUCAGUAACAGUGCUGAUGGCAUCGUUCGACUGCGUAUGGGCCGGAUCGUGGAUCUUCUGAGCUUCCAAAACGUCCUCGAGUGGCGGCCAACGUCCCCAGUCAAGCCCGGUGAUGAAGUGUCUCUGGAGAUGCGCUGGAAAGCAGGUGGUUCGGUCGACGAGUGGGCUCUCUGGCACAACAAGAAGCGGCACGAGGUCACUUUGAAAUCCCUUGGCGCUUCCUAG
Messenger RNA from Phaeoacremonium minimum UCRPA7, 1089 nucleotides. RefSeq names its product putative actin-like atpase domain-containing protein. The coding region runs from base 1 to 1089 and encodes 362 amino acids. The record is from RefSeq and is a predicted model, not a curated record. Lineage: Eukaryota; Fungi; Ascomycota; Sordariomycetes; Togniniales; Togniniaceae. The transcript is spliced from 7 exons.